Messenger RNA from Tripterygium wilfordii, 1862 nucleotides. RefSeq names its product probable glycosyltransferase At5g03795. The transcript has a single exon. The coding region runs from base 503 to 1822 and encodes 439 amino acids. Gene Ontology annotation, molecular function: glycosyltransferase activity. NCBI's taxonomy places the organism in Eukaryota, Viridiplantae, Streptophyta, Magnoliopsida, Celastrales, Celastraceae. The record is from RefSeq and is a predicted model, not a curated record.
AACGGGCCUUUGGAGAUGAAUCCUAGUUCCUACCGGAAAGGUCGAGUCAGCCCAUUUGGCCCACCAGUUCUUCGGCCCAGUCUAUUCCUCAAAGCAGAUAUGAUAAGAUGGCUCUGAGCUUCAUCAACAAUUCCUUCCACCUUCAAUGGCUCAUUCUUCAAGUAGGUGAGGCUGUUGCAAGCCAUUAAUGCCGACUGCCAUGACUCUCCAGCUCCAAGGAUUGGAAACCUAGAUUUACUGAUUCUUGAAGACCUUUCAACAACCCCAUUCCUCUCACAAAUGUGGGUCAUUUCGUGGCAUGAUAUCCACCACCGCAGACAUACUGUCAUCUCCACUGCGGUUUCUGCCCAGAGCAGCCGUGGCAGUGGCGGUCUGCGUUUGGAAUGAAGAAAGCGAGUCUUAACUAUUUUUUUAAUAGCCACAUCUUCAUGACUACAUUAAUCUUCCAUCAAUGACUUCCCUUUUUUGGAUUUUGGAAGGUAUAAUCUGCGAUUCUCUAUAAAUGGCUAAGAAGACUAGCAAACGGAGGAAACCCACUGGGCAGCUCUCAGGAGAACCGCUACUGGCGGUGUUUGUGACGGCAUUGGUUUUUGUCUCCGCCUUUUGCUUUUUCCUUUUUGUCCGGAGCAUUGACAAUGGCAAUUUGCCAACAAUUCAACAAGUUAAUUCCAGAUCACCAAUGAAAGCAACCACCUUUUCGGCGGUAUCGAACUUCAGCAACGCCGGUGGUCAGGCCGCCGUACCGUCGGCCAGAAUUGCGGUUGUAGAAUCAGGCCCUUAUCACGAUUGGAAGAUUUUUGCUGCAGAUUUUCGGGAUAUGAUGCGCCAGCUGAAGAUCUUUGUUUAUCCUGAUUUGUACCGGAAAGUGGGCUCCUUCGCUGAGAUUUUUCUUGCUCAUCCGAACCCAUUUAACCCGAAAAUCGGGAAUUACGUGAGCGAGCACUUGUUCAAGUUGGCUCUGCUUCGCAGUUCACUGAUUACAACCAAUCCGGAGGAAGCCCACUUUUUUUUCCUCCCGUUUUCCGUCAACCACCUCCGAAACGACCGCCGCGUGCACUCCGAGGACGCAAUCGCUGACUUCGUGGCCAACUACGUCGUAAAAAUCAGCCAGGAAUUCACAUUCUGGAAUGCCUCCGCGGGCGCCGAUCACUUCUUUGUCUGUUGUCACUCGGUCGGACGAGAAGCUUCAUCCAAGCAUCCUCAUCUUCACAACAAUGCCAUUCAGGUCACUUGCUCUUCCAGCUACUUUCAGAGAUUCUACAUUGCACACAAAGAUAUAGGCUUGCCCCAAGUGUGGCCUCGCCGUGACGAGCAUCCCUUGAACCCUCCACAAGCAAGGGACAAGCUUGCUUACUUCGCCGGACGCAUCCAGAACUCUCGUGUUCGACAGGAGCUUUUGGAUUUGUGGGGAAACGAUACUGACAUAGAAGUGUUCGACAAAAGUCCUCUUAGAUACGAAGAAGGGUUCAGGAGAAGCAAAUACUGCAUCCACGCUAAAGGUUAUGAAGUGAACACUGCGAGGCUCAGCGAUGCAAUGCACUACGGUUGCAUUCCUGUUAUAGUUUCCAACUACUACGAUCUCCCAUUUGCUAAUGUUUUGGACUGGACCAAGUUUUCAAUCCUCAUCAACCAAGCAGACAUUUCAUUGUUGAAGAAGAAAUUGUUGUCAAUACCCACAGAGGCGUAUCUGGCCAUGUACCAUGAUCUGUGCCGUGUUAGGAGACACUUCAAAUGGCAUAUACCGCCCAAGGGUUAUGACUCCUUCCACAUGACUGCUUACCAGUUAUGGUUGAGAAGAGGUAUUCAUCGAUUGUCUCACUAAUAUACUUUAAUCUACUUUCCGCUCUUGUUGUUCUGCAAAA